UCAGAAGAAGACGGAUGUUUGGUGAUGAUAUUUCCAACAGCUCCUGAACUGCACACCAGCCUGAACUGAACACCGGGGCCUUCAUCUCCUCUCUCACCGGGCAUCAACCACCAGCAACCGGCCAUGGCACGGAGGUUCUUCGUCGGGGGAAACUGGAAGAUGAACGGAAAUAAGGAGAGCCUGGAACAGCUGAUCACCACUCUGAACACCGCCAGCCUGGACGAUCAGACCGAGGUGGUGUGUGCUGCUCCUUCCAUCUAUCUGGACUUUGCUCGGUCCCUUCUGGAUCCUAGAAUUGGGGUCUCAGCCCAGAACUGCUACAAAGUGGCUAAAGGAGCAUUUACAGGAGAGAUCAGCCCAGCUAUGAUAAAGGACAGCGGGGCAGACUGGGUGAUCCUCGGACACUCAGAGAGGCGCCAUGUGUUCGGGGAAAGUGAUGAGCUAAUCGGCCAAAAGGUUGCUCACGCGCUGGAGAGCGAUCUCGGAGUGAUCGCCUGUAUCGGUGAGAAGCUGGAGGAGCGAGAGGCAGAUACCACAGAAGAAGUCAUCUACGCUCAGACACAGGUUAUUGCAGAAAAUGUGACGGACUGGGGGAAAGUGGUGCUGGCGUAUGAACCUGUUUGGGCCAUCGGCACUGGAAAGACAGCCACACCUGAGCAGGCUCAGGAAGUUCAUGAAAAGCUGAGGGCUUGGUUCACAGCAAAUGUAUCAGAUGAUGUGGCUGACUCCCUGCGCAUCAUUUAUGGAGGUUCAGUCACCGGCGCAAACUGCAGGGAGCUGGCGUCUCAGGGCGACGUGGACGGCUUUCUGGUUGGCGGAGCCUCUCUGAAACCGGAGUUUGUUGACAUCAUCAACGCACGUGCAUAAAGUGUAAAGACGAUCACUAAACUGGGAUCAUUUUCACACUAUUCUGUCACACUGCAGUUUUACGAGAACUAAGCUGACUCAUGCACAAACAAAUGUCUGUUUUACAUGAAUAUGUUGGUUUCUUUAAAUGUAAUUUAAUGCUUAUUUGUCUAAAAAGUGAGAUAUAAUUACCAUUGGCAUAUCUUCAGUAGUUUUUAAGUUGAAAAGGACAAUCUCAUUAUUACCUGCUCUUAGUUUAACCUGUGAAGUUUGUUUUUAAAUUGCAUCAAUCAGUGUCUGUUUACUUACUAAAUAAUGUGAUUUUCUUCACUCCUGUGACAUUUGUCUCUCCUGUAUUGUAACACACAGUCUGUAAUAAUUACUGUUGUAGACAUAGUUCCCUUACAUUAACAUAUGCAAAGGAAAUGUGAAGAGUCAGUGACUCAGUAGGUCUAAAAGCUUUAUGACUGUAUGUAGCUUAACCCUGGCUCAGGUUGCACUUUAGAAAAUGUAGCGAUCGGGGAACUGAUCAUUGUACACUGGAAGCAAAUAAAUAAAAUGUGGAAACACA
Molecule: messenger RNA, 1417 nt
Organism: Xiphophorus hellerii (green swordtail)
Lineage: Eukaryota; Metazoa; Chordata; Actinopteri; Cyprinodontiformes; Poeciliidae
Product: triosephosphate isomerase
Exons: 7
Coding region: 124-867 (247 amino acids)
Biological process (GO): glycerol catabolic process; glyceraldehyde-3-phosphate biosynthetic process; glycolytic process
Cellular component (GO): cytosol
Molecular function (GO): triose-phosphate isomerase activity
Source: RefSeq, a predicted model, not a curated record